Messenger RNA from Mesocricetus auratus (golden hamster), 4177 nucleotides. RefSeq names its product glia maturation factor beta (gene Gmfb). Gene Ontology annotation, biological process: negative regulation of Arp2/3 complex-mediated actin nucleation; actin filament debranching. The coding region runs from base 121 to 552 and encodes 143 amino acids. The transcript has 7 exons. The record is from RefSeq and is a predicted model, not a curated record. Gene Ontology annotation, molecular function: Arp2/3 complex binding; actin binding. Gene Ontology annotation, cellular component: actin cortical patch. Lineage: Eukaryota; Metazoa; Chordata; Mammalia; Rodentia; Cricetidae.
GUCAGGUGGGGGCGGCCGAGCCGGGCGCCAGCCGAGGCAGGAAGGGAGGCGGCUGUGGAGCCAUUCUUAAAGGGGCCCGAGAGAUCCCACGGCGACGGGCCGCUGACGGCCGGAAGGAAAAUGAGUGAGUCUUUGGUGGUUUGUGAUGUUGCUGAAGACUUAGUGGAAAAGCUGAGAAAGUUUCGUUUUCGAAAAGAAACCCACAAUGCUGCCAUUAUAAUGAAGAUUGACAAGGAUAAGCGCCUGGUGGUACUGGACGAGGAACUUGAGGGCAUCUCCCCAGAUGAACUUAAAGAUGAACUACCUGAGCGGCAACCUCGAACCUUCAUUGUGUAUAGUUAUAAGUAUCAGCAUGAUGAUGGAAGAGUUUCUUACCCUCUGUGCUUUAUUUUCUCCAGUCCUGUUGGAUGCAAGCCUGAGCAGCAGAUGAUGUACGCUGGGAGUAAGAACAAGCUAGUCCAGACAGCUGAGCUAACCAAGGUAUUUGAAAUAAGAAAUACUGAAGACCUAACUGAAGAAUGGCUACGGGAGAAACUUGGAUUUUUCCACUAAUGUGAACGUCUGUGUUUCUAAAGUGUUUAUGUAUUAACCUGACCAUACUGGAACCAGACAUAAAUAGUUAAUUUAUGCCUAAAAAUGCACUGUUACUUACAGUUUGUUUCCUGCAGUAAAGAAAACUUCUUCAUUUGUGCAGUUUGAACAAAGGGGAAAUCAUCUUCAUAGUAAUGAGACUUUGUGAAGCAUUUCCUUGUGUUUGUCAUUGUUAGGCGGACCACUUUCCUCCAGGGUGGUUUGCACCCCGAGACUAAUUUCUAUCAUUUAUGAUUGAGAAUUUACUGUUUGCAGACACUAUUGAAAGGUGGGUACUAGACUGUGAUAGACACAUUUCCUCCUGUGACCACUACUGGGUACUGGCAGUUUACAAGUGCAAAGAGCAUUUUAUCACUUGUCACAUCAUUGAGGUUCAUUUGGGGCUAAAGUCUUAAAGUAACCGAUUUUGAGCCAAGAGUAGUGAAUUAGUAGAACCUCUGUUGCACUUCCCAUGAGUUUUCAUUCUUUCUUGGUGUCCUGUAUCUUUUUAAUCAAGUAUAGAAACUGUAUCAAUCACUCAUUCUCAAGGUCUGGGAGUUCAAUUUUAUGGUAGAGUUGUGAUUAUUAGCUUUUCUUCUUAUGGGAAAUAGAAUCCUAGUCUUAGAAACUGGUGAGUUAUAUAAUCAAGGGCUUCGUUCCUGAUUAUGUCACUAAUAGGGAGCUUAGAAUGUAGCUUGGUGACACUCUAAAGCACCUCCUAAGUCUUGUGAGCACUGUUUGAAAUGUGUCGAUACUGUGCCUUUGACUUGUCAGCAUUAACAUUAGCUUAAGACUUCUACACUGCCAGUAUUCUAGAUUUGGUGAAAUUAAUAAUUUUUUAAAGGGUCCAAGUAAAACAAUUUUCUAAUAUGUGUAACUGAAGUUUGUAAUAAAACCAAUUUGUUAUUUUUAAAAAUCCAACUAUCUGCCCAAAGUCAUGAAUAUAUGGUGGUGAGAGUUAUAAUUUGGGGUAUAUUUACUAUUAGUUUUGUGCUAUAUGUAAGCAUUAUUUAAUACUUUGGUCAUAGUUAAUAAUAACACAUCGAUAGAUGUCAUACCUUUUAUCCUAAAUGUCAGAAGAAAUUCUAAAUGUACAAAGCCAGUCAUGUUAGAUGGUGACACUACGCUUAGGAAGCAGGCAUUAUAAUCUACUUGCAGUUAUUAUAUUAUACUUAAGAAAACAUGUAAGAAACUGUUGAUUUAAAAAGAAAAGUAGAGAGACUGUAGAGGCUAACCAAAUUCUUACAUUAAGAAGGUAGUCAUUUUGAGCUGGGCAGUGGUAGUACACACACCUUUAAUCCCAGUACUUGGGAGGCAGAGGCAAACGGAUCUCUGAGUUGGAGGCCAACCUGGUCCACACAACAAGUCCCAGGAUAGCCACAGCUACACAGAGAAACCCUGUCUCAAAAACAAAAAAAAAAAACAAAAAAAUCGUUUCAAAACAAGCAAAACAUUUUUAUGUGUUCAUUGCAUAAUAUUCGUCAUAUUUAGAGCUCUGCCAGCUCUACUGGAGCAAAGAGUUGGAUUUGACGGUGGAAUAGCCUGUAUUGUAUUCCCAGAUGUGUGUUCACUAACCUGUAUGUCAGGAAGGAAUUGCAAGAGCAGGAGGAGGUGUUUGCAUUGGCUCAUGAAUGGAAAAGCUCCUUUUUUUCAGUUUCCAGAGAGUGAGAAAACUUCACCCAGGAAAUUUAAGAGUUUACUAUACAGGUGUUUUGUUAUGGGUUAGAGAAUUGCUUGCUUAUAAUCCUACAGAAAGCAAAUGAGAUCCAAGUAGAGAGUAACUUUAAUAUUUUGAAUGAAAUAAAUAAGGUUUUGUUUUACCUGUUUGCACAAGUACGCUGUUGAAAGUAGUGCUACAAGAGUGUACAUUUUAAACACGGUUCUUUCUUUUGGCGUGCAUAUUUAACUUAGUUUUGCAAAUUUUGAAGUCUUCCAUCAGAUUGAUGGCACUGACCUGCCAUACACAGAACUCUAUGUCCAGCUCUCUAGCAGCAACACAGGGUGGUCAGCAGCUUUCUUUUUAAGCUUGUCCAGUCUUCCCAGUAAGUGUCCCUUUUGUAAGGCAGCACAUUGGACUGGGGCAUCAGUAGAACAAAAUUUUUAUUCUGUCUGUCCUUAGGCAAGUUUGUAAGUCCUAUGCUCCAAAGUAUUCCUCAAAUAUUUAUGUAAUUUUCCCUUUAGCUAAAAUUUAUAUUCCUUUAGAGUAUUUUUAUUAUUCCUUUUGUAUCUUUCCAUAAAGAGCAUGUCCAGAUUUCUUAAUUCCAGCUUUUACACUCCAUGUCUUUCUGGAACAAACAUUCCCACUCAGCCUUAAAUCUUAAUCUUUCCUUUUUGGAAGCCACUCUCUCCAGGAACCUCUUUUGUUUUCUAAGUCAGCAUUGGUUCGGGAAUUUCUGAUUUUAUUUAAGUUGUGCAUAGCAUCUAAUGUCAGAACCAACUAGGAAUCACAUUGUGUAUUUAAUACAGUUUUUUUUGUGACCACAUAAGUGACAUAUGAAGAAAGGUAUUCUCAGGUUACUGUGCUGAAAUUCCAAAAUGGCUUGAGUUUUGAACAGUAAUCACUUUGUUCUGAUAUUGAAGCAAAUGUGUUAGGAAAAAAGCUAGUUGGCUGUUUUGUUUAAUUGAUUUCUACACCCUGUUUGAAUCAGAUGCCUAAUGCAGUUAAACAUUCUUUUGUAUAAGGAGUUUUGCUAGAUUUUUUUGUCAUUACCAAAUACUUUGUAGCAAAACGUGUGCGAGCAUUUUCCUUCCCUUUUUGUCUCCUAUUUUCAGGAGCCAAACUUAGCCAUAAACUGUUUCCUGGUCUGCCACUUUCACUAACGGUUUCCAGAUAGAGGAGUUUAUUGCCAAAUUAAGCUUGGCUCUUAUCCCACCCAGAUAGAAACUAAAGAAGAUGCACAGAAGAAAUAAAUGUUCAGAUGCUUUAGAACUCAUGUAACAACAUCAAUGUGUAUAUGAACUAGUGAAUAGAUAUUUUCAUAAGGGCUGAAAUGCCAAUAUUUGGGAAGUAGAGAGUAGAGUAUAUUCUAUCAGUUCCAUUGAGUGUUAAUAUGGCUGCACUCCUUAUUUGCUCUGUAGACUGAUAAUACUGGAAUCCAUAAAGUUUGAGCCUUUACAACUUAUGGGAAGAAAUGUUGCAAACAUUUCUGGAUGAACCUUAUUUUGUAUUUCUGGAAGAAUGUAAAUAAUCUCCUAGGCCUCUUCAUGCUGAUGGUUCCAAGACAAAAUGUUUCUUGUUAAACCAUUUGACAUUUCAGAUCAGUGAUCAUAUUCCUGUAAUGUUUAAAACAACUACAUUAAGCUUGUAAUACAAUUUCUUGCUUUUUAGAAUAUAAAUACUUGAAUAUUAUUUGAGAUCACUAACAUGCCAGGGCAAGUCCCACUGACUUUGAUGGUCCACUAUAAUCUCAUUCAGGAGGCUUGAAGCAUCAGUGGUUUAGUCUUGUGGACUUCAACAGUUCUCUGUCAUUCUUUAAGAAAACCAACAACUGGCAUUACUCCUGAGCUGUGGUUUCAGUCUCUGCUAGUUCAUACCGCAUGUUUAUUUUGGAGUCUUUUGGUAAGCAUGGUGCUUGUCUGGUUUAAAUAAAAUGCUAACCUGAAAGGA